Messenger RNA from Funneliformis mosseae, 189 nucleotides. The record is from the annotation of a GenBank genome assembly. NCBI's taxonomy places the organism in Eukaryota, Fungi, Glomeromycota, Glomeromycetes, Glomerales, Glomeraceae.
AUGUGUCAACAAGGGAUGGAAUUCUCCAUCAGCUCAUCUUUGAAUAGCUUCAAGAGCCUUGGAAAAACCGCUGCCGCAAUUUUACAAUUGUACCAAAAUGUACAUUGUUUAAUUUACUUUGGAUCUCAUCCGGCGCAAUUGAAUUUACGUGAGAAAAUUAUGGACAUGAUUUCCGUUUUUUAUCCUAAC